UUUGGGAGGCCGAGGCAGGUGGAUCACGAGGUCAGAAGUUCAAGACCAGCCUGGCCAAGAUGGUGAAACCCUGUCUCUAUUAAAAAUACAAAAAAUAGCCGGGUACAGUGGCAGGCAAUGUAAUCCCAGCUACUCGGGAGGCUGAGGUGGAAGAAUGGCUUGAAACAGGGAGUCAGAGGUUUCAGUGAGCUGAGAUUGUGCCAUUGCACUCCAGCCUGGGCAACAAAGCAAGAUUCUAUCUAAAAAAAAUUAGAAGGAAUAUUUGCCUCAUUACAUUCCCAUAACUAAUGUGGAAAGCAAUAUCGCACUCCCUAUUAGCACAUGAUACUAGAUGCAUUCAACUUUCUCCCUGGACCUGCUGCCUCCGCCUGCUGGUCAGGGGAUAGACUCAGUACAUCUCCCCUCAGGGCCAGGUGGACGGAACUCUUGCUUUCUUGGAGGAAACCCAGGAAUCACAGAGACAGAGGGGAAGGGGACGGACUGCCGUGUGGCUGGGCAGGGCUGCUUGAGGAACAUGUUAGCAAACCACAGGCACGUUCCCAGGAGGCUGCUUGCUGAGCCCUGCUCCUCUGGUCUCCCCCAAGUGGUCAUUCUGAAAUGGAUAAGGACGGUGCAGGACUGGACUGCAAAUGCAGGACUGACCUCCUGGGAGGGUGGGGCCCCUAUCUCUCCUAGAGUCUGGUCAGACUCUGCCCAACACCCCCUCUAAGGCCACAGGAGAGGAGCAGGAAUGAUAGCCCCCAAAACCCAGUCCCACCGAGCCCUGAGGGGCCCUUUGUCACUCCAUCUGAUAAGAAACCCCACCCCUGCAGCCCCCUCCCCUCACCUGACCAAUGGCCACAGCCUGGCUGGGCCCAGCUCCCUGCAUAUAAGGGGACCCGGGGGCUGAGCACCACCAAGGCCAGUCCUGAGCAGGCCCGACAGCAGUGCAGCCGCCCACCCUGCCGCCAUGUCUCUGACCAAGACUGAGAGGACCAUCAUUGUGUCCAUGUGGGCCAAGAUCUCCACGCAGGCCGACACCAUCGGCACCGAGACUCUGGAGAGGCUCUUCCUCAGCUACCCGCAGACCAAGACCUACUUCCCGCACUUCGACCUGCACCCGGGGUCGGCGCAGCUGCGCGCGCACGGCUCCAAGGUGGUGGCCGCCGUGGGCGACGCGGCGAAGAGCAUCGACAACAUCGGGGCCGCCCUGUCCAAGCUGAGCGAGCUGCACGCCUACAUCCUGCGCGUGGACCCGGUCAACUUCAAGCUCCUGUCCCACUGUCUGCUGGUCACCCUGGCCGCGCGCUUCCCCGCCGACUUCACCGCCGAGGCCCACGCCGCCUGGGACAAGUUCCUGUCGGUCGUAUCCUCUGUCCUGACCGAGAAGUACCGCUGAGCGCCGCCUCCGCGACCGCCAGGACCGGCUGUGUCCCCUCCCCUGUCCUUCACCCUCCUGCAGUUCCUCCCCUGACUCCAAUAAACGGAUGAGGAA
Messenger RNA from Callithrix jacchus (white-tufted-ear marmoset), 1474 nucleotides. It is a transcript of the gene HBZ, whose product is annotated as hemoglobin subunit zeta. Lineage: Eukaryota; Metazoa; Chordata; Mammalia; Primates; Cebidae. The record is from RefSeq and is a predicted model, not a curated record. Gene Ontology annotation, molecular function: haptoglobin binding; oxygen binding; iron ion binding. Gene Ontology annotation, cellular component: hemoglobin complex; haptoglobin-hemoglobin complex; blood microparticle. Gene Ontology annotation, biological process: hydrogen peroxide catabolic process; oxygen transport.